Salvelinus sp. IW2-2015 is the source of this 1998-nucleotide messenger RNA. RefSeq names its product secretagogin. Gene Ontology annotation, molecular function: calcium ion binding. Lineage: Eukaryota; Metazoa; Chordata; Actinopteri; Salmoniformes; Salmonidae. Gene Ontology annotation, cellular component: nucleus; dendrite; cytosol. Gene Ontology annotation, biological process: regulation of presynaptic cytosolic calcium ion concentration; regulation of long-term synaptic potentiation. The record is from RefSeq and is a predicted model, not a curated record.
ACAAUGUAGAAAAUAGUACAAAUAAAGAACCCUUGAAUGAGUAGGUGUGUCAAAUGUUGACUGGUAGUGUGUGUGGUAUUUACAUUGUACCAUGGGCACAUUUGAUCUAGUAAACCUUUUUUAAUGAUAGGCAUAAUAUAACUUUGAUUUAUCAUGAUUUAUWUGAAAUACAUUUAUUGUGGMGCUUGGUGAUGGUUUCCAGUUUUAUUGGUUAAAUUGAUUUGUGCUAAAUACAUAAAAUAAAAACCUUUAAUGUAGUUGUCAAUACUCCUGCAUUUGAAUAUUUGUACCAAUAAAUCAUAUGUGUACUGGUAUACUGCCACGUAGACAUGCAUUAACUUGCAUCGUAUUGCCUAAUAUAACUAUUUAAUUGUAUUCAUUUUACCAUGCUUUCCUUGCGGYCGUUGUCUCCAAUUUUUUUGGGGCAACCCCUAUUGCGCACCUGGUUGAAUGUCGUAGUUAAGUUGGUCUCCCUCGUUUGCAUUUGGUGGAGUUUAGACUGAACUACAGUGAAGGAAACGAUCAAUAGUAUAGAAAACCUCAUCAAUCUCUUAUUUCAAAUCCACACAGUCAAAACUUCAAUAUUUAUUUUCACAACGUUAACAUCUUUGAUUCGCGCCGGUGUAUUGGGCACGAGGUACCAUGGACAAUGCUUUUGACAACCUGGAUGCUGUCGGCUUCCUACAAAUUUGGCAACAUUUCGAUGUUGAUGAUAAUGGUUAUAUUGAAGGAAAGGAAUUGGACGACUUUUUUCGACACAUGAUGAAGAAACUUGGGAUGAGUGAUGAAAUAACAGAUGACAAAAUUAGAAGAGUGAAAGAAAGGUUCAUGUCAGCUUAUGACACCACAGCGGAUGGUCGCCUGCAAAUCCAAGAGUUGGCCACCAUGAUGCUACCGGAGGAGGAGAACUUCCUCCUACUGUUCCGCAGAGAAACACCAUUGGACAACAGUGUGGAGUUCAUGAGGAUCUGGAGAAACUAUGAUGCUGACAGCAGUGGAUACAUAUCAGCUAUAGAGCUCAAGGGUUUCCUGCAGGACCUGUUCCUCCAGCACAAGAAGACCAUCUCCCCCAACAAACUGGAGGAGUACACCGACACCUUGAUGAAGAUGUUUAACAAAAACAAUGAUGGCAGGCUGGAUUUGAAUGACCUAGCCAGAAUCCUUGCUCUGAAAGAGAACUUCUUGCUGAAGUUUGACAUGAAUGCUUGCAGUCAAGAAGACCGGAAGAGGGACUUUGAGAAGAUAUUUGCCCACUAUGAUGUUAGUAAGACGGGUGCUUUGGAGGGUCCGGAGGUGGAUGGCUUUGUCAAAGACAUGAUGGAACUGGUCACGCCUACCAUUAGUGGAACGGACCUGGACAAGUUCCGCAAGGUCCUGCUGGGCCACUGUGACAUGAACGGUGAUGGAAAGAUCCAGAAGAAUGAACUGGCCCUGUGCCUCGGCCUGAAAUACUCCAGUUAAUAGUACUAAUUACCCUAGUUAGCACCACAGGCUAACCGCUAACUCAUUGAUAGCAUGCCGCAAUGCAAUAGCUCAUAGCUUUUAGACAACCAAAGAGCAUUGCAUGAUGGUUGGUUGGUUGAAAGGAAGUUGUUGCAUAGAGUAGACCCAUUGGGGCUUUUGGGGAAUUUGUUUUGUGAUCCUUCAUUUUGUUUGACUGUAUCUGUUGAUGACAAUUCUGAGUACCUUUGAGAACGUUGUGUGUGUGUGAACUAUUUUGUAUGCACGUUGCAUACGCCUGCCUAUAACUUGCAAAAAUAUAGUGGUGAUAUAAGUAUUUUGGGAUUUAAGUUGUUUUGGGAUAUUUGUGGGUUGUAUUGAUUUAAUUACCAUGAUGGCUGCAUUUACUUGUCAGAACUGUGUUGUUUUUUAUGUGCAAAAAAUAUGGUGAAAAUAAGUGCCAUUUAAUGGUUUGACAUUUCACCUCCUACUUUAAAUGGUAUUUGUAGAGAAUGUACUAUCAAAGUAAAUAUGUAAUACAAUGUAACAUGUAAUGCA